UGACAGCUGUCAACUGUCGCAUUCGUAUUUGUUUGAAAUUUUUAGAAUACAAAAUUCAGCAUAACCAGUGAAACAAAUAAUCAUUUUGGUAGUAUUUUAUUAUUUGUGUUGUUUGAAUUUAUUUUAAGAUGAUGAUCUAAAACAAUUCAAUUAAUUAAACUCUUCAUACAUCAAAAGCUGCUAAACCUGUAGCUAUUCGGACAAUUUUCUCAAGGCUAUUGAGGUUGUGAAGACUACAACUUUUAAUAACAUUUUAACACCUGUUUUUUUGUCAAAACAUAAGUUCCUGUUUGACUCACAAAGGGGUGCUCUUUUUACGAUAAUUAUAUAUUAAGCCACAAGAUGCCCAGAACUAAAAAGGUCAGUUCAACUAUACCAAAAGUCCCAGAUAUCGGUACAGAAAAGCAUAUGAGUUCAAGUUUUAGUAUGAAAGAUCAUCUGCUAAAACUCCUGGAUGAAGAAGAAAAGAGAGCUUUAGAAUCAUUAAAUAAAAUGACAGAAAACCAAAUGUUAGAAAGUGAGAAAGUUUUCAUAGAAUGGAAGAAAGAUAUCCCAGUCAAACUGCUAAAUAAAACUAUAAUCGAAAUAAUGAACUAUGACUUUGAAAAUACUCUUUCCUCAACACUUGCUGUUAGUGGUAAAAGCCUGAACAGCACAAGAACUGUAUCAAAUAAUAAACAUCAAAUCACCAACAGCACUGUUUCCGGUUUAGAGGAACAAAAUCUAGAAAAGACGAGAGUGGUUUCCAAAACUAGAAGAAAUCUAAGAAGUAUGUCAGCUAGUGGAGGCGAUGAAGGUUAUACUACUGAAAGUAGCUGUGGAACUAAUUCAGGUGUCGGUGCGACCAGUUCAACCAGACAAUCAAGGUCAAGAACGAAAACAGCUAAGCAAUCAGUAUCAAGAUCUCUCUCCAGAAAUGUUAAAACCCCAGUAAACAGGUGCCCUCUGCCCUCCACUGGAAGUAUCACUCCCAAGUGCAAGACCAAUGUGCCCCUUAUGUGGGGAAGACGACCAAGAGUUGGUGAAGUUGGCUGGUCAAAUCAAGGUUCUCCUCUCUUGCUUACUGGUGUUCUUGCCCCAGAACAGACAGCAACCAUUAAUAUACCUAUAGGCAAUGGUGAUCUCGUAUCACUGCAACCUACCGCUCAUACAUUAAAACCAUCGGAUCUACCCCAUAUAGAAGACGACACCAAGAAGGAACUUCUAAUAUUAAGGGAUACUUUGAUAAAAGUCUGUGCAACCAUGUCACAUAAAUAGAUUAACAUUAAUUAGUUUUA
This is a messenger RNA of Anthonomus grandis grandis, 1277 nucleotides long. RefSeq lists its product as uncharacterized. The record is from RefSeq and is a predicted model, not a curated record. Gene Ontology annotation, cellular component: chromosome, centromeric region; spindle midzone; chromosome passenger complex. NCBI's taxonomy places the organism in Eukaryota, Metazoa, Arthropoda, Insecta, Coleoptera, Curculionidae. The transcript has 7 exons. Gene Ontology annotation, biological process: mitotic sister chromatid segregation. Bases 343 to 1257 code for a protein of 304 amino acids.